Messenger RNA from Caenorhabditis elegans, 1616 nucleotides. RefSeq names its product Major facilitator superfamily (MFS) profile domain-containing protein (gene H11E01.2). NCBI's taxonomy places the organism in Eukaryota, Metazoa, Nematoda, Chromadorea, Rhabditida, Rhabditidae. The transcript is spliced from 8 exons. Gene Ontology annotation, molecular function: transmembrane transporter activity. Gene Ontology annotation, biological process: transmembrane transport. The record is from RefSeq and is marked reviewed. Gene Ontology annotation, cellular component: membrane. The coding region runs from base 30 to 1442 and encodes 470 amino acids.
UUUCAGACUAACUUUUUUCCAAAAAAGCGAUGAACGAUGAGAAAGGAACAACGACAAUUCCAUGCCUGCAAAAUCGACAACGUUAUAUUGUUCUGGCAAUAGGAACCCUAUGCAUUGCAUCUAUUGCCAGUAACAUGACUGUCAUCAAUUUCACAAUGAUUUGUAUGGCAAAACCUUCCGAGUUAGUACCAACUACCGACCAAGAAGGAACGAUCAAUUUUUCAUACUCCAACGAGCAGAAGUCAGUUAUAAUGUGGGCAGCAGCAGUGGGGACUCUAGCCGCCGCAUGGCCAUUUCACUGGUUCUACGAAAAAUUCGGAGCUCGGAGGGUGUUCUUUGCAGCAGGAGCGUUUUCAACAAUUUCCACAGCUCUGAUGCCACUGGCAGCUCACAUUCAUUUCAAUUUUCUAGUUGUCGCCAGGUUUUUCCAGGGCGUAAGCUUCGGAGCUGACUUUGCAGCAAUUGGACUGAUCGUUGUCAACUGGGCCAGCCUGAAACAACACGGACUGUUCAUUUCACUUCUCUCAUCAUUUUCUCAAAUUUCUGUAAUGUUCACAAUGCCUGUAGCUGGAGAACUUUGUGAAUCGAAAUAUGGUUGGGAGUCCGUGUACUACGGGCACGCGGCUGUCAGUGGAGCUUUGUUCGUUUUAUGGGCAUGGUUUUAUAGAGACAACCCUUCCAAACACCCGCAAAUGACCGAAACUGAACUCGAAAAAAUCCGCAGAGGAAAAGGAGAAGUGAAAGAGCACGAAAAAGCUCCGAUCGCCAAGAUUCUCACAAAUCCAGUCAUGCAAAGUGUGUGGCUCUCAGCAUUCGGAGAGCUCAUGAUGUCACAGUUUAUCGUAAUGUAUGAGCCCACGUUCCUCAAAGAAGUUCUAGGCUUCACCGUCAAUCACACCGGAUAUUUUGUCGCAAUUCCACGGGCUCUUCACUUGACCUUCAAGAUAAUCUCGGGAAUCGCUAGUGAUCGAAUAAGUUUUUGGACGGAAAAGUCCAAAAUGCGAAUUUUCAACACAAUUGCUCUUAUGGGCUCGGGAACGUUUUUCUGCGUACUGGGCUACAUUCCAAAAGAGCAUGCACAUCUCUCAUUGGUUGCUCUGAUAAUUAUCGAAUGCUCUACGGGAUUUAUUUGCGGCGGAUUUUAUAAAUGUGCAACUUUGGUAGCGAGACAACACUCCCACUUUGUCCUAUCUCAAAUUCAAUUUAUCAAAUGCCUUUCACUUUUCAUUGAGCCCCUAUUGGUUUUUCUGAUAUGCACCUCAAACACUCUCGAAGAAUGGAGAAUUGUUUUUCUAACCCAUGGAAUUCUUCUAAUUGCUGGGAACAUUAUUUUCUGCUACUUCGCAACAGAUAGGCCUGCGGAUUUCACACAUACACUUGUUGAGGAAGAACUGCCAGAAUUUUUAUUAGAAAGGGAAAGACUCACGGAACACAAAGCUUGAAGCGGGAUGUUAAUUGUCUAGGCAAAGAAAACUCAUUUAACUAAUACACUAUCAAAAUAAUAAAGCGUUUCUCUUGUCUGUUUGCCGAAGGUUGUUUCUUAAAAUAAUGCUAAUGACUUUGGUGGUGUAAAUAAAUUUGGCGGGAAAUUUAAAUUUCCUAAUAAAAAUUGUUUU